AGAGUACAUUGAACGACGAGUCGGAACUCUUGCAAAGCUUGCGCGGUUCGUUCUGGAAGAAAGCGGCGAGGGAGAAGAUGUUGAGAACUCGAUUGUUUUGGUUCAGUGUUGGAUUUGCGGCCACGUCCGCUUCGAUUUCGCAAUUCGUCUGGAGAGAUCUACUGGCUCAUCGAUGUGCUCUUUCAUCUGAUAUAGAGCGGAAUUUCGAUGCACUGGAAGCUAGAAUCUCGAAUCUUGAGUCGGUUCGAAACCGGGAUUCGAUUCCAUCUGCUGAGCAGGCCAAUGCUGAGUGACUGUCUCUUCGUGGAGCUCGUUAUUUAGGUGAAAUUUUGUACCAACAAUUGCAGGACAAAACCCCAUGUAAAAGGUGCAACUCCGUUCCUUUUUUUGCUUUCUCCUAAAUAAAAUCCGGGUACUUUGUACAAAAGGAGAGCUUCAUGUUAUAUCAAACUAAACUAUUGUAUUUCUUAUUGACACGAGACUUUAAGGAUUGAAUCAUCGACUUUAAGGAUAGAAUCAUCUUGGUCGUGGAAA
Molecule: messenger RNA, 534 nt
Organism: Cucurbita maxima (winter squash)
Lineage: Eukaryota; Viridiplantae; Streptophyta; Magnoliopsida; Cucurbitales; Cucurbitaceae
Exons: 5
Coding region: 78-293 (71 amino acids)
Source: RefSeq, a predicted model, not a curated record